Hansenula anomala is the source of this 801-nucleotide messenger RNA. RefSeq names its product putative polyprenol reductase (gene DFG10). The coding region runs from base 1 to 801 and encodes 266 amino acids. NCBI's taxonomy places the organism in Eukaryota, Fungi, Ascomycota, Saccharomycetes, Phaffomycetales, Wickerhamomycetaceae. The transcript has 2 exons. Gene Ontology annotation, cellular component: endoplasmic reticulum. Gene Ontology annotation, molecular function: 3-oxo-5-alpha-steroid 4-dehydrogenase activity. Gene Ontology annotation, biological process: polyprenol catabolic process; dolichol-linked oligosaccharide biosynthetic process. The record is from RefSeq and is a predicted model, not a curated record.
AUGAUUUUAAAACAUGUCGAUAUCAUAUUACAGAUAUUUUAUGCCGGUGCCAUAAUUAGUGUCCUUCUGGCUAAGUUUUAUCCCAAAUUGAAUAGACUUUUAAAAUAUGGAAAGACGUUAGAUGGUUCAACCAAUAAACCAAUUGAAAAAGACAACAGAUUACUUGACAACCUAUUACAGAUUUAUGUCCCAAAGUAUUGGUUUUUCCAUUUUUAUGUGGUUUCCCUCACACUAUCCGCUAUAUUUUUUGCCUUAUUACAUUGGGGGUUGAAAUCCAAAGAUGCAUGGUCCUACUUUUUAAUAUUGGUUCAUUCUUUCAGAAGGCUAGUUGAAAACCUGUUCAUCUUAAGACAUAGCAGUAAAUCUAAAAUGCAUUUAUCACAUUAUUUGGUUGGUAUUUUCUUUUAUUCUGCAAUCAAUCUCAAUAUCAUUAUAAAUACAUCACUUGGAGAGGAUGAUUUACAAGAAGAGCCUGAAUUGGAUUAUAAGAUUUUUAUUCCUUUGUUUCUUUUUUUAAUUGGUUUUGGCGACCAAUUUUUAAAUCAUUUUCAUCUUUCAAAAACCAUCAAGUACAAUUUACCAAGCUUUGGAAUGUUCAAGCUUAUCUGUUGUGCUCAUUAUUUUGAUGAAAUUCUCAUUUAUACAUCAGUAUAUCUACUUCUCGGAAACAAAACUUCUCUUAUAAGUUUGAUAUGGGUUAUCGUUAACUUGACAGUGUCUUCUAUAGAGACGCGGAAUUAUUACAAAAUUAACAAUGAAGGAAAGAUUCCCAAAUGGAGUAUAAUACCGUUCGUAAUAUAA